GGUCGCCCUUGGAAGCGCAGGGAUUUUCUGUGGGGCAGCGGAAAUAAUCCUUGAAAUAAGAUGACCACCAUCCUCCGACGCUCUUUAGAAACCACAGCCGACUUUAGGGGCCCGAAGAGUUCUUUCCCCCGUCCUUCCUUUUCAGUGUUUAAUUUUUCUAAGAUAAAGUUCGAAAACGGUUGUUAUUCCGUAAAGUGCCAUUUUGCACAUCGUCGAUGAUGUAAUUAAUAACAACAUGAGGAAUUGUGUUGAUGACGAUGAUAAACAAUAACCGUCAGAUAAGUUCCUGAAUGUCAAUAACUGCGGGAGCCUUGCUCUCUAAUCCCAGAUGUGUGAGGAUUAGCUCCCAUUAUUAAACCCUGAUCCAUUUUCUUUGGACGAGAGCACUAGACGUAGGUGGUUGAGACUACUUAUUUACAAAUGCACAGGAUACAUCAGAGGAAUACUGAGAGAGAGCAACUCCUCUAGCAGUACUUCAUGUUUACAUGACCCUUUCCCUAAAUGCCGGGAAGCAUUUCACAUGCAUCAUCUCAGCCCUGUCAGUGGUCCACACAGGCAGCUGAAUGAGCUGCAGGCAAAUCUUCAGCAAAGGAGAGAGAAUGAGAUUUAAUGGGCAAACAAGAGGAACUUCAGCUUUGACUGGGGAGUAUCAGUAGCCAGAAAGCAUCAGACAGCAACGUUAGCGUCUACAUCUUUUGACUGUGAGGAAACCCUUUUGCAUGAAACUCCACAUCAAAUAACCUUCAAGGAGAGGAAUCAUUACUAGUUUGGGGUUCUUAAGAACAAAGUAACAAUUGAAGAAGAAGCUCACACAGGACAUCAAAUGGGUGAGAAAUUAUUUAAUUGCCCCGACGUUGGGGAAAACUUUUUGACCAACUCAGAUCUUCUUGAACAUCAACAAGUUCAUGCCACAGACACACUGUAUACGUGCCUGGAGUGUGGAAAAUGUUUCACUGAUAGUAAAAACUUCAGCACUCACCAGAGAAUCCAUACUGGAGAAAAACCUUACAAAUGUCCUGAAUGUGGGAAGAGGUAUGGUGCCAGCUCUACCCUUAGUAGGCAUCGAAAAAUCCACAUGGAAGAAAAACCUUAUAAAUGCCCUGACUGUUCGAAAAGUUUCAGUUACAAAGCAGACCUUAUUAAACAUCACCGUGUUCAUACAGGGGAAAAACCCUAUGUAUGUGGCGAGUGUGGGAAAAGCUUUAGUCAAAGUUCAAAUUUUGUUACACAUCAGAGAAGCCACACGGGAGAGAGACCUUAUGAAUGCCCCAACUGUGAGAAAAGUUUCACUGUGAGUUCAAGUCUUAUUGAGCAUCAGCGAGUCCACACUGCUGAGAAGCCCUUCUUGUGCACGGAAUGUGGGAAAAGCUUCAAUCGGAGCUCACACCUCAAUGCACACCAGAGAAUCCACACUGGCGAGAGACCUUUUCAGUGUCUAGAAUGUGGGAAAGGCUUUACUUUGUUUUCCACCCUUAAUAAACAUCAAAGAAUCCACACAGGAGAAAAACCUUAUAAAUGCCCCAAAUGUGAGCGAAGCUUUAGAGUGAGCUCAAUUCUUACCCAGCAUAUUAGAACCCACACAGGAGAGAAACCAUACACAUGUCCUGAUUGUGGGAGAAGCUUCAGUCAAAAAUCACCUCUCAUUGCUCACCAGAAACUCCAUGAUCGUAAAAAAACCCUUUAGGUAUUUGGUUUAGGACAGGUCAGUCAAUCUGAUUAACAAGUUCCUGAGUAGUUACUGGUCAUUCUUUGGUAUAUGGGGAUAAGGAAAUGUGUAGGGAUAGAGAAGAUAGGAACAUAAGAAGCUGCCUUCUACUGAGUCAGACCAUUGGCCCAUCUAGAUUAGUAUUGUCUUGGAGCCAGUGUGGUGUAGUGGUUAGAGUGCUGGACUAGGACCGGGGAGACCCGAGUUCAUAUCCCCAUUCAACCAUGGUACUAGCUGGGUGACUCUGGGCCAGUCACUUCUCUCUCAGCCUAACCUACUUCACAGGGUUGUUGUGAGGAGAAACUCAAGUAUGCAGUACACUGCUCUGGGCUCCUUGGAGGAAGAGCGGGAUAUAAAUGUAAUAAUAAUAAUAAUAUUGGCUACACAGACUGCCAGCAGCUUCUCCAAGGUUGCAGGCAGGAGUCUGUCUCAGCCCUAUCUUGGAGAUGCCAGGGAGGGAACUUGGCGCCUUCUGCAGAUGCUCUUCCCAGAGUGGCCCCAUCCACACAUAUAGUCCCCCAAUCAAAUGCAAACCAGGUCAGAGCUGCUUAGCAAUUCAUGCUUGCUACCACAAGACCAGCUCCUUGGUCUUGAAUUUGCUAGCUUUAUUUCAUAUAUAUUUGUUUUUUAAAAUUUCAUUGUUCACUUCUUUGUUUUCUCAAAACUUGCUUACUUCUUAGUUCCUGGAUUUCCUUCCUUUGAUAAUGAGAACUUCAGGAAGCAUCUGUUAACAUGUAAUGGCUAUUGCCUGUGCUGUGCAAUUUGGGUAGAAGUUUUACAUACAAACCAUUAUGGCACAAGUUGGCACAGGGUUGUUGUGAGGAGUAACAGACUUGCAAAAUGUUUUGUAUAGGAAAAGAGCUGUGGAAAUUGAUGAACAAUAAUGAAAAUGCACACAUUUCCUACUAAAGAUAAGUGAAUGAUUA
This is a messenger RNA of Hemicordylus capensis (graceful crag lizard), 2631 nucleotides long. Its product is annotated as zinc finger protein 572-like. Gene Ontology annotation, biological process: regulation of transcription by RNA polymerase II. The record is from RefSeq and is a predicted model, not a curated record. Lineage: Eukaryota; Metazoa; Chordata; Lepidosauria; Squamata; Cordylidae. The coding region runs from base 824 to 1684 and encodes 286 amino acids. The transcript has 2 exons. Gene Ontology annotation, molecular function: DNA-binding transcription factor activity; RNA polymerase II cis-regulatory region sequence-specific DNA binding.